Molecule: messenger RNA, 859 nt
Organism: Gossypium raimondii (Peruvian cotton)
Lineage: Eukaryota; Viridiplantae; Streptophyta; Magnoliopsida; Malvales; Malvaceae
Exons: 3
Coding region: 97-570 (157 amino acids)
Biological process (GO): SCF-dependent proteasomal ubiquitin-dependent protein catabolic process
Cellular component (GO): SCF ubiquitin ligase complex
Molecular function (GO): protein binding
Source: RefSeq, a predicted model, not a curated record
GUCCCUUCAAUCUACAAAAAAGAAUUGCCUGUCUUUGGAUCCUUCAAAAUUAGAGUUGUAUUUGACAAAAACAAAAACAAAAACAAAAAAGAAAGCAUGGAGAGAUUGCCUUCUGAUAUUUGUCUUAAGAUUUUCUGUUUCUUGGAUCAUCAGAACCUUGCUUCUGCUCUACAAGUUUGCAGGAAAUGGAAAGUGUUGGGUUCGGAUAACACGCUAUGGUGUAACCUAUUCAGAGAAAGAUGGGGAGUGGAUGAAGCUGCAUUUUUUGCCCCUCAGCCCUUAGAAUCCACAUCAUGGAAACAUGUUUACGAGACACAAGACCGAUGUGAUCGGGUUGGAUUGGGGCUGAAGAUAAUCAAAGAAGGGGGAGAUUACUUUCUUGUACAUCAAGGUAAAAUCCAACGCUACCUGGGUUCAAGGCUUAAAAGGAAAGGGGUGAAAGAGUGCGAGUCCAGCACAACAUCGAAUCAUGUGGAGGAACCCUGUCGAGGGAUUCUGGAUAAAAUCCUCUUCUUCUUGGGCGAUCUUGAAGCUGCUUCUGCUGAUGCCAAACGUGGUAGGCUGCUCUGACUCUCUCCCAACCUCACCCACACUUGUACUAGAUUUUCUCCUCUAUGUACGUAAUGUUAUUAUUACUCUUUCUUUUAGUUAAUCUACUGAUGUUUAAACUCAAAUUUAGCUAUCUUAAAUUAGUUUAAACUUGAGCACUUCAAUCCUAAACCUGAACCAACCUAUGGCGCCAGGUUUACAUAGGAUCCAUACAUAUUCAACUUAUUUGCUGUUACCGUAUUCAAACUCAAUGUGCAGAUGGGAUUUCGAGUGUAAAUUAAAUAUUAUUGAUGAGAUCAUUACUGGAAAA